This is a messenger RNA of Drosophila serrata, 1851 nucleotides long. RefSeq names its product Isocitrate dehydrogenase (NAD(+)) 3 non-catalytic subunit gamma (gene Idh3g). Gene Ontology annotation, cellular component: mitochondrion. The record is from RefSeq and is a predicted model, not a curated record. Gene Ontology annotation, biological process: tricarboxylic acid cycle; isocitrate metabolic process. Lineage: Eukaryota; Metazoa; Arthropoda; Insecta; Diptera; Drosophilidae.
UGUUCUUGGGAAAGAAGAAGAAAAAGCGCAACCGAUUUGGCCAAGUGGAAUACAUCGCAAUUGGCCGUGAUUUAAGCGAUAAAAAGCAAUUGUCUGCAGCGGCGUAGGAAAACACAAAUUAAGAAAACAGAAUCAUGGCCCUUCGCUUGACCCAGAGAUUGCUGCAGACGCAGACGCCGUUCCUCACCCGUGGAUACCCUCUGCUGGUGACCAAGGAGAAGACGGAGGACGUGGCCCACACCAAAUCGGCACUGCAGAAGAAGCUGACCGGCACGGACAUUCCUUCGGCUCAGUAUGGCGGUCGUCAUGGCGUCACCAUGCUGCCCGGCGGCGGCAUUGGUCCGGAGCUGAUGGGCUACGUUCGUGAGAUCUUUCGGUACUGCGGUGCCCCCAUCGACUUCGAGGUGAUUGACAUUGACCCCUCCACCGAAGGUAACGAGGAUCUGGAUUAUGCUAUCACUUCGAUCAAGAGGAACGGUGUGGCGCUCAAGGGUAACAUUGAGACCAAGUCCCAGAGCCUUUCGGAAGUCUCGCGGAACGUGGCCAUUCGCAACGAGCUGGAUCUGUACGUGAACGUGGUGCACUGCAAAUCGUACCCCGGCAUCCCGGCCCGUCACCAGAAUGUCGACGUUGUCCUUAUCCGCCAGAACACCGAUGGCGAGUACGCCAUGUUGGAGCACGAGUCUGUGCGCGGUGUGGUGGAGAGCAUGAAGGUUGUUACUGUUGAGAACGCCGAGCGUGUCGCCCGCUAUGCCUUUGAGUAUGCCCGCCAAAACAACCGCAAGAAGGUGACUACCAUUCACAAGGCCAACAUCAUGAAGCUGUCCGACGGCCUCUUCUUGGAGGUGGCCAACCGAGUGCACAAGGACUAUCCCGAACUGGAGCAUAACAACAUGAUCAUUGACAACACUUGCAUGCAGGCCGUGUCCAAUCCCCACCAGUUCGACGUGAUGAACAUGACCAACCUGUAUGGCACAAUUGUGUCGAACGUUAUUUGCGGCCUGAUUGGAGGAGCUGGCCUCAUCUCUGGCAGGAACUACGGCGACCAUUACGCCAUUUUUGAACCGGGCACCCGCAACACAGGCACCGCCAUUGCUGGCAAGAACAUCGCUAACCCUGUGGCCAUGAUUAAUGCCAGUAUCGACAUGCUGAACCAUCUGGGACACAAGGAGCACGCCAAUGUCAUCCAGGAAGCUGUUUACCAGACCAUUGUCGAUGAUGCCAUUCGCACCCCAGAUCUGGGCGGCAGCCACUCCAGUACCGACGUUGUUCAGAAUAUACUCAAGAUCUUGAGUGCCAAGCGCGUGAAUUGGCCACAUGGAAACUAUUUCAGCCAAGUUUAAACACUACUCUCGCACUACCGAAACUCAACCAACCAAGCUAACAAGAACUCAGCAAGAUAAACCAAAUCGAACUAAGCAUAAUACCAAACCAAACUCAAAAUUAUAUUAACCCACAACUAAGCCAAUUUGAGACAUUCUCCUAGCCCAAAGCCAAGCGUUAUAAUGUGAUGCCCCGCAAGAAUCGGUUUAAUCAAAGUUUGAGGUCAAAAAAUUCCGCUGCUUAAUCCCAAACAAAAUAUGUUAUCCCGGCUAAAUGUCCAUUGUGUGUUCAUUCAUGAUGUCAAAGUGUGAUUAUUCAGAUUUUCUUGCUGGCCAAAUCCCUUGUUCUGCACUCGGUGGGCUCCUCAGUGGGCUCUCUUUUGUUUAAUUUUCCUAUCCCAAGAUAUCACUACUUGAUGAAAAAUAAGAACCACACAUCAGAUUAUGCCCCUAAGAAAAUAGUUCCCAAAAUAGUCAAUCAAAGCGAUAUUUAAAUUGUAAAUUAAAGUUUUCCAAACAUAAAUUGUAA